Pseudonaja textilis is the source of this 1833-nucleotide messenger RNA. The record is from RefSeq and is a predicted model, not a curated record. Lineage: Eukaryota; Metazoa; Chordata; Lepidosauria; Squamata; Elapidae.
UGACCCAAAGGCACUAAAAACAGAGCUAAGUAGCGUCACGUUUCAGUGUUUGACCUGAUUCAGUUGCAAAGAUCCGGUGCUAGGAGUCGAAAACGACCUGCUGCCAUAUAAUCAGUGAAAAAAAUCUUCCAAACGCCUUGGUGGUGAUUGGACAGGCGUAUUUUUCCACCUCCUGUUGCUAGAUGGCGGUCAAGCAACAUCUGUGCCUAGAAAGGCAUCGACACCGCGCUUGCGCUUAAAAAAGGAGUUUUUUUUUUUAAACCAUUGAAUACUGCAUUGCUAGAAAAGAGGGAGAAGCGUAGGGGAACUUCCUGUUCCGGAUGAAUCAUGGGAGGAAGUUGGUGCGCAGAGCGGCUUCGGUGCUCUUCCCAAGAUGGAAGCAGCAGCUGAAAGACAAAGAGGAUGGCAAUAAGAGCACUCUGGACAACGAAUAACAAGCAACAUUGAAAAGGAAAACAAAUCAGUCCAGAAAUCAAAAUAUUUUCCAUUUCCUUCAGAAAGCCACAUAAUCCUUCCUAGGCAGGUGAGAGAAAAUCAAGAGAAGAUUUUUACCUGGGAAAAAUAGAGUAUGCAAAACUCAAGCAUACAUUACAUGAAAAAUCAAGGGCAAUUAUUUUUCCAUUCAGCAAAAGAGGGAAGUCAGGAGGAAAAGAUCAAUUGGAUAGCCAUGUAGGGCAGACAGGCCCCACUCCAUGAGGAAGAAAAUCACCACUAAAUGAAAGCACAGACAAGGGAUCGUCUAGAUUUUUGACCUCCUGAACAAUAUGAGUUGUGGAAAAGUUCCAUAGUCGUGCCUGUUGUAGGAAAAAUUCAACUUGAAAUCACAGCUGAUUAUGCCUGAAAAGAUCCAAACUGGAGAAAAAUCUUACAUAUACUCUGAAUGUGGCAAAACCUUUGAUCAGAACAACUCUGUUUUGUUUCAUUGAAGGAACCACACAGGAAAGAAGCCCUUCAGGUGCUCCCAAUACAGUAAAUGCUUUUGUGAUCAUGGCAAUAUGGUGAUACACCAAAGGACUCGUACCAGGGGGAAACGGUUUGAAUGUCCUGAUUGUGGGAAAGGUUUCAGUGAUAAUUCCAGCCUGGUGAUACACCAGAGGACUCACACAGGAGAGAAACCCUUUGCAUGUCCUGAUUGUGGGAAAUGUUUCAAUAGAAAUUCCAACCUCAUUAGUCACCAGAGAAUUCAUACAGGCGAGAAACCCUUUGCAUGUCCUGAUUGUGAGAAAAGUUUCAGUACCAAUUCCAGCCUGGUUAGACACCAGAGGACUCAUACAGGAGAGAAACCCUUUGAAUGUCCUGAUUGUGAGAAAAGUUUCAGUACAAAUUCUAGCCUGGUGAUACACCAGAGGACUCACACAGGAGAGAAACCCUUUGAAUGUCCUGAUUGUGGUAAAAGUUUCAGUAACAGUUCCAAUCUGGUGACACACCAGAAGACUCACACAGGAGAGAAACCAUUUGAAUGUCCUGAUUGUGGGAAAAGUUUCUGUCAGAAUUCCAGGCUGAUACAACACCGGAGGAUUCACACAGGAGAGAAACCCUGUGAAUGUCCUGAUUGUGGGAAAAGCUUCAGUAACAAUUCCAGGCUGGUGACACACCAGAGGGUUCACACAGGAGAGAAACCUUAUGAGUGUCCAGACUGUGGGAAAGAUCUCAGUAGUAGGUUUAACCUUAUAAAUCAUGUGCUUAUACACAUAGGGGAGAAACCAUUUGAGUGCCCUGAGUGUGAUCGGUGCUUCAGGAAACAUUCCAGCCUUAUCGCACACAAGAAAAUCCACAUGCAGCCCAAAGUGAUGAGUAUAGAGAAGGCUUGAAUUUAUUUUCUAAUGUCCCUUU